Molecule: messenger RNA, 1404 nt
Organism: Zerene cesonia (dogface butterfly)
Lineage: Eukaryota; Metazoa; Arthropoda; Insecta; Lepidoptera; Pieridae
Product: carboxypeptidase Q-like
Exons: 4
Coding region: 1-1404 (467 amino acids)
Biological process (GO): peptide catabolic process; proteolysis
Molecular function (GO): metallodipeptidase activity
Source: RefSeq, a predicted model, not a curated record
AUGUACCUUAUUCUGUUGUUCAUUAGAGUCGUCAUUACUAUACAUUCACUUACAAUAAUAAACAAAUAUGAUUACUGUGCAUUAGACAAUGCGUUAAUAGAAGAAAUUAAAAGCUACAAAAAUAUUACAACUAAAAUAAUGAAUGAUAUAAUAAAUACUGACUUAGGACCGAAUAUGUAUAAAAAAUAUACUGAAUUUAUUGACAAAUUCGGUGCUCGUCCGUCUGGCACUGAAGUAUUGGAACAAUCUAUAGACUAUAUGGUCAAUCUAACCAUUGACGCAGGAAUUAAAGAUGUGGCAACAGAAGAAGUAGAGGUGCCGCAUUGGGUACGGGGCUUCGAAUCAGUGCAAAUGCUUGAACCCCGUGUAAAGAAAAUUGCAGUUCUUGGACUUGGUCCAAGUAUAUCCACACCGAAUGAAGGGAUCACAGCAGAUUUAGUAGUAGUAAGGAGCUUUAAUGACCUUGAUAAAUUGCCAGAUGAGGAUGUUCAAGGAAAGAUUGUUCUAUUUGACGAAGUCUACACGAAUUAUGGAGACACAGUCGUAUACAGAGUCAAAUCAGCAUCUAAAGCAGCCAAAAAGGGUGCUGUUGCAUCACUUAUAAGAAGCGUAACACCAUUCUCUUUAUACACUCCUCACACUGGAUACCAACACUAUGAAAAAGAUGUACCAAAAAUACCAACAGCAGCAAUAACCGUUGAAGAUGCAGCAUUGUUAAGAAGACUGUACGAGCAAAAACAGAAAAUUGUUCUAAACAUUAAAAUGUUUAGCACUUAUGAUAGAAAGAAGUCUCGAAACACAAUUAUAGAUUUCAAAGGCAGUAAAUUUCCUAAUAAGUAUGUCAUUGUAUCCGGUCAUAUUGACAGCUGGGACGUCGGUCAAGGUGCAAUGGACGAUGGUGGUGGUAUGAUGAUAAGUUGGUUUGUUCCCGUGGUGUUGAAACAUUUCCAACUUCGACCGAAACGAACUCUUCGAGCUAUUCUGUGGACUUCAGAAGAAGCGGGGUUAGUUGGCGCUGCAGCAUAUCUAGAACGCCAUAUUAAUGAACUAGACAAAAUUAAUUUUAUAAUGGAAUCCGAUGAAGGUACGUUUAAGCCUCUGGGCUUAGAUGUGGGCGGCUCAAAGACAGCACAAUGUAUAAUAGCCGAAAUAUUAAAACUGUUUCCAACGAUAGAUAAAAUGACGAAGAGCGGAAGCCCUGGCUCAGAUAUCGUACUUUUUAUCAAGAAAGGAAUCCCCGGGGCGUCGUUAUUAAACGAAAAUGAUAAAUACUUUUGGUUCCACCACACCGAAGCGGAUACGAUGGAGGUUCAGAAAAUGGAAGAUGUUGUGAGAUGUGCCGCCUUUUGGACAGCUAUAUCUUAUGUUAUUGCUGACUUAUCAGUUGAUAUCCCCCGACAGUAA